This is a messenger RNA of Rattus norvegicus (Norway rat), 5829 nucleotides long. Lineage: Eukaryota; Metazoa; Chordata; Mammalia; Rodentia; Muridae. The record is from RefSeq and is a predicted model, not a curated record.
UAGAAGGAUCUGUAAAAGACCAGAGUGCAUCGGUGGAAAGGAAACAGAUGCCUGCAGAGAGCUGGCGGCUACUAUUUCACAAACAAGCAGAAGCAACAAUCCAGCCACAAAAUAGUGAGCGCAUACUGUGUGAAGGAAAUAUUCCCUCAAACCCGGCCUCUGCCUGCAUGUGUGUGAUACCCUCAUGGAAGAGGCUCAAGAGAUAGAUUGGUGUGUUCUGUUACCUAAUGUUUGUUGUCCCAACGCAGACCCUAUUUCUUAAACAACACCCCAGGUUCAUGAGGAAGCUUGCCUAUGUGCACCCUGGUCCACAAUUCAAGUGGUCUCCCUGUGUGCUGAGUGACUUCAAACAGGCCAGGAUCAGCAGAGCUCAGUUCUGGGCCCUAGGGCCACCUUCUACCCUCUCUGCCCGCAACUGGCCAAAGCACAGCCCAUCACAGACCUCCUUUCACUUCUGAAGAGGGGAGAGCGAUGAUUAACAGCAACCACAACCGAGACAACCACAGAAACAGGACAAGCGGCUUCUCUGCACAGUGGACACCAUGUAAGAACAGCUCAUAACAGGUGCCACGUGGUGCCAUGCCAUCCCAUGGAAGAAACACACACACACUGGUCUUCUUUCUUAAGAAUUCAUGAAGGCAAGAGUCCCCUUCCCCUGCCUGAAACAGACCCAACAAGAGAUCACCACCACAGGCAGAAGUGGGAAAGUGGAGGGCCCUUCUAGGAGGGCCCCCAUAGCUAUGCCUCAUUCAGACUGGGGCCCAGCCUCAAAGAGCAGAGGGCACACGGCUACUGGAGCUGUUGAGCUUUCGCUGUUGGGAAUGGAACAGCAUGGGACACCAUCAUGGGCAGGUGUGAGUAGCUAGGGCUUGGAUGCAGAGAUGGACACCAGGCAGCGUCUCUUCAUCUUAGAGAUAAGGGCACUGCCCUACCCGCCUCUGACAGAUAAUGACAAAGUGCUUUGAACAGCUUCAAGCCCGCGACUUAAUGAGACAGGUGUGGCUGUAGCGCAGCCUUGCUCUUUGAAAGUUCUGAGAGUUGAUUUUUAUCAACUGAUGAAGUCUUCCCAGAGCCUCAGGCCUGAGUAAGGCAGGACACUAGGUGUGGGAUGCAGGACCCAGGAUGUUAGAUCAAGGACACAGGAUGUUGGAUACAGAGGAAGCCACACUCGAGACACCUGAACAGGGUGAAGCAGAGGAUAUAGACCAAGCCAACCUCCCCUGGUUUGCCCAAAGAUUUCCGCGGGUAAAGUAGGGAACCAAGGAGAGAAGUGUCACCAGAACAAGCUGGAGCCCAAGGAAGAAGGAGAAUGAGCUUUCUCCGAAGAUAAGCAAGAUAAACAAGGGUACCUUCCUGUAGCCUUCUAUCUCCGCACCCCACUCACCUCCAGCCCUCUCACGACGAGCCUGUGCCUAACACCUCUCCCAGCCAAAGGAAUCAAGAUUCUGUAAGACCUAAGUAACUCUCUUCCAGGGUUCUCUCUUCCAAAGGAGGGUUCUUAACACCGAAUUUGGGAUCUCAAGAAAAAGUUUGGUGAGGAUGGAGGGUGUUCCCCACAAGAAACCUCAGAGAGCCAGAAAUCCUGAGUCCACUGCAGGCAGGCCCUGUCUGCACUCACAGAUGCCCUGUGCCAGUCUGAUCAGAGCAGGUUCAAAAUUGCUUGUCUGAUAGAAAAGUCCUAGGGUGAAGGAGACGCUAGGGUCCAGUGUGCUACGGUCCGCGGCCGCGGGGGGCGCUGCGAGAACCGCUGUUAAAGCCCCGUCGCGGGCACGCGCGCUCAUAGGGAGGCCGGCCGCUGCCCGCGCCGGUGUCUCCGGUUGCCGGGCCAAGCCUCGCCCGACUGCCGGGCCCCGGAUCCAGGCUCCACAAGUCUCUCUCGGCGCGCGGUUCACGUGCCCCAGGCUCGAACCUCGGACGUGCGCCUGGGAGCUCAGCCGGAGGGUGGGUCCGGGUCCAGCGGCGACAUGGGGAAAUUUCAGUCCAAGCACGCCGCUGCAGCCUGCAAGAGGAGAGAGAGUCCCGAAGGGGACAGCUUCGUGGUGUCGGCGUACGCGAGCGGUCGCAAAGGAGCGGAAGAGACCGACCGGCGCGCGGGCAGCGGUGUGGAACAUCGCGCACGGGACAAGCAGGAGCUGCCCAAUGGAGACCCUAAGGAAGGGCCUUUCUGGGAAGACAAGGGUUCCCUAGAAGUUGUGCUGCCCCCUGAGAAGUCUGAGGGCCAUGAGGGCCAGCUCUUCAGCGUAGAUGAUGGGGAGAAGGCAGCAAACCGAGAGGGUCCACUAAGACUCAGCAAGAAGCACUUGAACAUCGACGCACUCCAGUGUGAUGUCUCAGUGGAAGAGGACAACCGUCAAGAGUGGACGUUCACGCUGUAUGACUUUGACAACAGUGGGAAAGUCACCAGAGAGGACAUGUCCAGCCUGAUGCACACCAUCUAUGAGGUCGUCGACGCCUCUGUCAAUCAUUCCUCGGGGAGCAGCAAGACCCUCCGAGUGAAGCUAACUGUCAGCCCUGAACCCUCCAGCAAGAAGGAAUGGCUUCCCCCUGGCCAAGAGCGGGAGCCCACUCGUGGCAGAACAGAGAGUGAGCUCCCAGAUGACCCACGAGUGGCCGACAGAAGGCUGUCUGCCUAUAGCAGGAAGCCCAACACAGAUCCCCAGCCCUGUCCUGUGCGAGUGCCCUACUGUGUGGAUGAGAACACAGAGCGAAGAAACCACUACCUAGACCUUGCUGGCAUUGAGAACUACACAUCUAAGUUUGGUCCUGGGUCACCACCUGAGCAGGCCAGGCAAGAACAUCAUGGCAGGGCCACACACAUUCCAAGCAGGUCCCGGUCUCAGGAGUCGGACGCCCAUGCUAUACACCACCGCAGGUCUCAGGUCCUGGCUGAGCAUAUUGUGCCAGCUAAUGAGCCUGCUCCUCGGGCCCUGGCUGCACAGCCCCGACUCAAGGGGCAGGAGAAGCAGUUCCUCAGGUCUCCCAAGGGUCCGGGAAAACCUCUUGGGGCACCAAGCGGCAGCAAGCCAGGGAAAUCGCUCAGCCAUUGCCUGCAGGCUGUGCCGCUGUCCCAGGGUGCUCAGGACGGCCACCACCUUCCUCAACCCCCACCGCAGCCUCCGCCACAGCCCUAUGGUCACAAGCGGUACCGGCAGAAAAGCAGAGAAGGCCACUCACCACUUAAGGGGCACGGCCAGCCUACCAUGGUGGAGCAUGAAGUGGUCCGGGACCUUCCUCCCAUGCUGGGGCCUGAGGGCUACGUGGUGCCUAUGAUCCAGAGGCAUGAACACCACCAUCACCAUGAACACCACCACCAUCACCACCACCACCACUUCCACCCAAACGCCUCCUAGCGCCCAAACAAGCACUCCGCCCAAAUGCCCUUGGGGACAUAGACCAGAUGCUGGCAGGUGCCCGGUAGUCUAGCGUCCCCUGGCCCCAGGGAGAUGACACCAGCCUGGAUAUUCGUGGACAAAGCUACCUUUCUCCAUGCCGUUUGGAUGCCAGUGCAUUUGAUGCAGCUGAUGAUUACAGUAAAAUGUGCUCCCGUGUGGUCCAGAAAGCCCAUACGAGUACACAAAAGCAUGUGCUCCCACUUUUACUGCAGUGUCGCCGUGGGACGUUGGAAGGGCUGUGCCUAGGCAUUCUUUGUAUCCGCAUGGUCCUUUGACCUUUGGGUGCCUAAAUGGAAAAGGCAAUGCUUUUUGUGAAGUUCAGACAUUGGAAAGUCUGAGGGCUGGGAUUGGGAAGUGCUUCUUAAGUGUACCCUGUUAAACGAGGCAGAACAAAGAAGCCAGAUUAUCAGCAACCGUGGAGGGGGCGUGGCUGAGCAGAGGGGCGUGGCUGAGCAGAGGGGCGUGGCUGAGCAGAGGGGCGUGGCUGAGCAGAGGGGCGUGGCUGAGCAGAGGGGCGUGGCUGAGCAGAGGGGCGUGGCUGAGCAGAGGGGCAGGGUGGUGAUGUCCAGUGGCAGCGUGAGGCUUGGUGUCCAGAGCUCCUAGCAUCCUAGGUAGAUGUGGAUAAGACCCAGACAGGUUGGGGUGGGUGGAUCAGGUACUAUGCUGGAGGUCCCCAAACAGGCUGUGCAUAGCUAAGUGACACUUAGAUGUCCCUCCAUAAAGGCUGCAAGGGUGUGGAGACUUCGACAAGCCAUGAUCCUUGUGGUCCCACCAGCAGGCUACAGCGAGGGGACCUCUUUGCCUUGUGAGUUUGUGCAGGUGGCAUUACGCCUUCCUGACAUAAUAAAAGAUGGCGCGUUCUGUAACAUGGCAUAUCCUUGUAUUAAAACACUUUCUGAGCGCUGCGGUCAGUCUACCGACACACCGCAGCUACAGGUGAAGGUGGCAGGUCCUUGUGGAGGGUAAGUGCUGUAGGACCAUUUUGACUUAUGCUGGUCACGCACAUGACUCCAUAGUAAUACUACUCACUAAGCGAUUCUCAGACUAAGAAAAAUCAGCACUCUAAACCCGGAGCUCAGCUCAUGUUAACAAGGAACACCAAGCCCCACGUGGACUCCGUGGGCUACAGCUUAUGCAGGCUGUUGGGAAGCAACACAACCUUGUGCUUAUCCCCUCUCCCUAAAACCCUGUGCCUAUUCUAAGGAGUUACUGAAGAUCUGAGUGUGAUGGUUCUUGGGACCUGGCUGCACAUGUGUAGGGAGACCUGGGGAUCAACCCCCUGUAGGCUGUUGCUAGUCACUUCAGCUAGAGAUGCUCAUGAAAACCAAAACGUGCCACCCUUUCCUACAUGACUAAAGCGCUCACAUCAUGGACGUCGAGAUGGCACAUUCAUAAGGUCCCACCACCCACGCCACAGCAGAGGGACUGCACAGGAGGUCAGCGUGGACUCCCAGUUUGCUUCUCAAUGUGCAGCAUUCUUACACUGGGUUUGUAAGACGUCCUUUCAGGAAGAGAUGAUGAUGAUAAGAGCACUGGUUGCUCUUCUGAGGACCUGGGCUCAAUUUCCAGCGCCCCACGUGGCAGUUCACGCCUGUCUGUAACCCCAGCUCCAGGGCUUCGGGCACCCUCACACAGACAUCCAUGUGGAUAAAACACCUAUGAACAUAAGCUAAAAAAUAAAAUAAAAAAGCCAGCGAUGUCACAUAGGAUAUCCCCAAUGACAUGGUUCAGCUGAGCACCGUGGGAAGCGGUGAGAUUCAGCCAAGUCUGAGCCCUGGCUUCACAUUUUAAAAACUCAGGGCAGGCGGUAACCCUAACGCGCUUGUGGCAGGGGCCGAGCAUCUGCCGCUGUGUGAGUGUUAAGCAGAGGACUGUGCAACACUCCAGACAGCAGGAUCCUCCAUGCCGCGUGUCAGACCUAAAGAGAUGGGAAACAAACGCCCGGACCAUUUAGUUGGGUGUGGCAGUGAAUGCUUGCGGGAGCCUACAGCAAGAGCUACAAUUCAGGAUCAGGCUGGGCUGUCUAGUGACACUGCCUCGCCUGCCCCACACUGCUGGUGCUCUCCAGCAUUUAGCCACUCUAGACAUGGUCACCAGUGUCUGCACAUGUCGUUUAGAAGAGUGGAUCUGCUGAGGUGCAGAAACUUGGGUUGAUUUAGAGACUCCAGGACUAAAAGUAAAGAGGUAAAACAGCCAUGUUGCAAGUGGAACGAGAGGUAAGAAAGCCAGGGGUGGGGAUGCCUUGCCCACCCUGUGCUGUGCGCCAGGACGGUGUCUCCAUGGCAGUUGGUAGCACCUGGCAACAGGAGAGGGUGGCCAUUGUGGGGAAAACAACCAACCUUGGCCGUGUAUGUGGAGGUUGUGGCUACUGUGUGUUCCUAGAACUGAACAGCCUGAUCUACGUACAUCCCCAAAUAAAAACCGCCAAGGGAACAAA